Molecule: messenger RNA, 1894 nt
Organism: Coccomyxa subellipsoidea C-169
Lineage: Eukaryota; Viridiplantae; Chlorophyta; Trebouxiophyceae; Coccomyxaceae
Exons: 8
Coding region: 217-999 (260 amino acids)
Source: RefSeq, a predicted model, not a curated record
GAUCUUAAGCUUCUCAAAGGAUUGUCAAGAGCAUCGAAUCAAUUCAUCGCUUACAGGCUCAGAGGCGCCACAAGAAAAGAGAACAAAUAUAAUUCAGUUUGGAAAGGGCGUUGGCCCCAAGGAGCAACAGGACCGAGUCCUGUGGGACAAAGGACAUCUUGCACAGCAGGACAGCGACCGAUACGCGCUGCAUCGGACAAGCUAGUAGCUGGUGAGAUGGCGCGGGUGCUCUUUGGAGUGCUGGCAGCUGUUGCAGUUCUGGCCAUCAGCAGACCAGCAGCAGCACAAAAUGCAGGGCCCUGGAAUGAGAACAAUUUGGUGGGAGUGGCAUCGGAAGUGAAGACUGGGCAGCAAUAUGGCGCCGGGCAGAAGGUCAAUGUGUGCAAAUUCCCCCUGGGCUCCGUCAACCCCUGGGAACUUAAGCCAGAGAUCCAGUAUCUGCCGGUGUCUUCGGAGCUGAUCCUGUCAACGUCCGGCCGGGGAUCUUUCAUCGCACCGGCUGUUGGAUUCCUGCACUACGGACCCUCCUGCUACCUCUACGACCACGUCUGCAACUUCAACUACCAGGAGCCCUGCAACCUGCGCGGCACCUGCCAGACGAACAACACUUGCUUCUGCACCAACGGCUUCAAGACCUGCAGGCCGCUGGACGGCACAAUGACAUCAGCAACCGCCGGCUGCGAGACUGACAUCUACACCGACGUUAACAAUUGCGGCGAUUGCGGCUUUGUGUGCCCGGCCGGGCAGAUCUGCGACGGCGGCGGCUGCUUUGACGCCAACGGGGGUCCCCUCCCCGCCCCCCGCUGCGCCCUCCCCCCCACCACCGCCGCCACCACCGCCCAUUGUGGCAGCCGGCACCAACGGUGCAGACAAUGGAGCCGGCAUCAACGGUGCCGGAAUCAACAGCGCAGGCAACAACGGUGCCGCAGGCACAGAGGGCACAUUGACGUCAGAGACCGUAAACCAGCCGGCAACUGUGGCUGCCUCCGGGAGCUCUGAGACCACAGGGCGGGCAGCUGCCAAGAAGGCGGCCGCCAAGUCAGCGGCCAAGGCAGCGGCCAAGUCAGCAGAUGCAGGGGCGACUAACCCGGCAGCAACAAUCGCCACUGCUGGCCGACGACUCCUUCAGGGCCUUUGAAGAGACUUGCACCCUUUUGACUAACCAUAAAUGACUAAUCAUGGAAUAGUAGCACGGUCUCCUUUCUUGGCAACCAGCUGUGCUUGCAAGAAGGCCCUGAGCUGGGUUUUUCCCUUGUUUGCUCCAGAACGAAGCUGCAUGAGCUUAGCAAGGACAGCGCACGGUGCAAAGCAUAUAAAUGCAUGGCUUGGCUGCUGAAGGGGCAAUUUCUUUUUCUAAAGAGCAGGCAGCUACCUCAGGAAAACAUCAGCAGCUGGUGUGUUGAACGCAUGCUAAAACAAUGACAGCUCGUUAGCCGCUGGCCUUGGUAGGGUGCCUGUGACACAGCAAAGCUGUGCCACAAUUGGCGUAACGGACGGGCGGAUAGAUGUUGUUUUUUAAGACGGGGAAAUCAUGAAGGAUGGUCUUGUGUUAAUGUUCAAGUGUACCUUACACAGAUAGCUGGCUGGCCCUGCAGGGCGCCUAGAUUUGAGUUGGGCAUAAAGAAAGAGAUUCUACAAGUCUCAUUAGCAUUUUUCAGGGAUGCAAGCCGUGCUGUACAUUUUAAAGGAGAUAAAUGUGCAACAGUAAUAUGUGGCAAUUUCUAACGAAUGACCUGUUCUGACAUACCAGCUCUCCAGCAGUGUUCUGAGCCGAAAUGUGUUGUGUGGUUGGCAUCUUUUGCAAUGACAGCCAGCCCCCAUGCUGACAUGAUGCUUUUGAGGGCUUGGUUCAAGAUCCAAUAUGUUAGCUGGCCUUUGUAAAGUAGGUUUCAAC